AUGGCGUCGCUUCAGCCGCGCCACAGCGGCUCCCCCAAGAUCGCGACGCGAUCAUCCUCGUCGGAAGGCGGUAAGCCUCGUUUUCUGUCGGCCGCCAUGACCGCCGUCACUGAGCGCAACCGAUUCACAGAAAUCGUGUUCGCGGCGCUGCUGCUGUCCGCGUCGCUCCGCAUCUGGCUCGACCUGCGCGUCCACGCACCGCGUCCCACCGAACUCCCCUGCCGCAACGACGACUCGCUUCAGCCGGCCGACCAAUCGACGUCCGCCGCGUCAGCAUACAUCAACGACAGCGUCGUAGCGCUGCCCGGCCGCGCGUGGCGGUUACCAGCGGGGGUGGCGUGGGCGUACGGCGGGCUGGGCGACGGCAAGGUGGACCCGGCGCGGUUCCGCCUGCACGUGAAGGUACUCGUCUUCGACCGCCCCGCGUACGCGCUCCGCUGCCUGCGCGCGCUGGCGGCGGCGCUGUACGACGCGGAGCCCGUCCAUCUGGACGUCUUCGUCGACCACCCCUUCGCGCUGCGCGCCGACGCCGCGCCCUGGUCGCCGCGCGCCGCGAGACGCGUGGCGGCCUCCCAUUCCCUAAUGGCGCAGAUCGACGCGUUCGCGUGGCCGCACGGGCCGAAGCGCGUGAUGUACCGAUCGCAGAGCGCAGGCGUGCAGGGCCAGUGGGUGGAGGCGUGGUGGCCGGAGAGCCUCGCUGACGUGGCGCUGAUGGUGGAGGACCACGUGGUAGUCUCCCCGCUGUACUACCGCUACCUGAAGCGCCUCCUGGCGCGGUACUACUUCCGGCGCGCGGACUUCGACCCGCACGUGCUGGGCGUGUCGCUGCAGCGCCAGUCCUUCGUGCCCGGGCUGGGCGCCGACCCGCUCCCCCCGCUGGCGCACGGCGCGCCGUUCCUGUACGCCGUGACGGGCACGUGGGGGCAGGCGCUGCUGCCGGGGCCGUGGCGGCAGUUCCGCCUGUGGCUGGACAAGCGGCGGUACAACGGCAGCCGGCAGCCCCUUGUGGGCGGGCUCAAGACCACCCAGUGGUUCCGCGACAAGGGCAACAGGAGGUGGUCGCCGUGGGCCAUCAAGUGGGCGCACAGCACCGCCAUGCUCUCACUCUACCCGCCCCUCCCCGCCAACCUCUCCCUCGCCUUCCCCCUCAAGCGCGCCGCCCCCCCCUCUGACGCCCCCCUCGUGCCGCUGCUCCCAGGGAUGGGGGCGGGUGCGGGUGGGGGGAGCGGGGGAAGCGGGGGAGGGGGCGGGGAGGGGGGGGUGGAGGGGGCGGUGAGGGCGUGGAUGGAGGGGCCGCUGCCGGGCAUGGCGCGCGUGAGGCGCUUCGACCUGUGUGCUCGCGAGCUGCCGCACCUCCCCGUGGGGCACUCCCUGCCGGACCUGCACUCCCUCCUCUCCGCCGUCGCCCAGGACAAGCGGGUGUCGCUGGUGGUGGUGCCGACGGGCGGCAGGGACGAGGUCAACAACUGGCUCUGCCACCUUGACGGCAGCGGCCUGCGCUCAUUCGUCCUCAUCGUCCCCCAUGCCAGCCUGGCAGCUGAGCUGUCCGCACGUGGCUUCGCUGCCUUCCAUCUGCCGCCACUCAGCAGGCGCCAGGUGGCACAGGGGCUGGGACAGCUGACAGCGAGGGGAGGGGUGAAAGCAGUGAGGGAGAAGGAGGGGUUGGAGGAGGAGGAGGGUGAGGAGGUGGAUACUGGCGGGCAAGUGGAGGGGGAGGGCGAGGGGGUUGAGGAGGAGGGUGCAGAGGAGGGAGUGGAGGGAGGGGGGGCGCGCAGCAGGUGGACGGCGAGGCACAUAGAGGUGGUGGUGGCAGCGCUGUCGCAGGGCUUUGAUGUGUCCCUCAGCAAUGUGGACGCCGUGUGGCGGGGUGACCCCAUGGCCACCGAGGCCCUCGGGCUCAUCCCUGCUGACGUGGACAUGUGGGGCCACCUUGACACUGCUGAUGUGGCAUCUAGCUUCUUUGUGAUUCGUUCUCGCGCCGCUACAGUCUCGGCGUGGGGCCAGCUGGCUAAGCUGUGUGCGCAGGCGCCCAAGGGGGGAAGCAUGGGGGGCUUGGACAAGGUGGAGGUGGGGUGUGGGGAGCCGGGGAGUGGCGUGCAGCAGAAGCAGAUGCGGGUGCUGCUGACUCAGGCAAUGCAUUUCAGGGAGGUGGAUUCGAUACCCUUUGGACGCGAUGGCGCAGUGCGUGUGCCCAAGGGAACGUUGCUACCUGCUCUACUGCCACCUCAAUUCGCAACAAAAGGGAAGAAAAUCAGAACCAUCCAUUCCGCAGGCCCGGCCUUCAAGCGCCCGUGGCAUCGACCGCCGCCAUCGCCGUGCGGAGUGAAGGCGCUGCGAGUCCGCGCCGCGCUGAGCCUCGAUGCCGCGCGAAACACGGUCGACCCCUUCUCGUUGCUCUCUGCCGUUCCGCCGCUCCGCGCGCCGUCUCUGGAGGAGGGCGCAAUGGGCAUGACGAUGAGGGAGAGCCUCGCCGUCGCGGUCGAGGCGGCAGGCGGAACCCGCCGGGCGGAAGAAGGAUAUCCGGGCGCGGCUUGCGCUGCUGACGCCGCGCCACUGACGCCCAGCCGCCUGGCGUCCCGGCUAGGCGUGCUCUUCUUAUCGGCCGCUGCGGCAGCAGCGGCGGGAACUAGCAUGCCCGCGCAGGCCGUGCAGGCGGAAGCAGUGCGGUCGGAAGCCGUUCAUGCGGAAACAGCUUGGGCGGAGGCAGUGCAGGCGGAGGCAGCAGCGACAGCAGUGACGGCACCCGAGGCAGAAGGCCAGAGCGCAGAAGUGGCGUGGCAGCUGCCGACUGUAGCGGUGGUUGCUGCUACAGCUGUGCCGGCUGUCGGUCCAGGUGGCGGCAGUCGUUCUCCACGUAAGCAGACAGCUCAGCAGCACGUGGCCGCGCUGGAGGGGCGCAUGCAGCGGAUGAUGGCGUGGGUGCGCCAGGGCAGGCGGGGGCGGGCGGAAGAAACAGGGGAAGCGGGGCGCGAGGGGCGCGAGGGGCAAUCAACGGCUGCGCAGCAGGCCGAGCUGCGGCGGCGAGUGGCGGGGGUGGUGGAGGGGCGCAGGGCCACUAGGCGGAAGCAGCGUGGGGGAGGGGGGGGUGGGGAUGGCUCAGGGGGGAGAGGGGCAGUGGGCUUGGAGGAGGAGGGCAGUGGAGUGGGAGGAGCGCGGUUGAGAGAGAUGGGAGGAGAGGGAGUGCGGUUGAGCGACGGUCCGGAGUGGCUGAAGGGAGUGGCAGAGCAGUACGGCAUGGCGCUGCCGGCAGCUGUGGGGGCCACCAGGGGUGGGGCAGCCACGGCCGCAGCUGCCGAUCCGGCAGCAGCAGCGGCGGCGGCGGUGGUGGCGGGGAGGGUGCUGGCGGCGCUGAGGCAGGCGGAGCAGUCCACUCGCGCUGCACCUGCACACCCCGCCACAGCACCCGCCUCCACGCCCGCGCCCACCACAGCAGCCCCUGAGAGCAGGGCGCAGGCGCUGCAGGCGGCGCUGUCACCCCUGGAGCAGAAGCUGGAGGAGGCGGAGGCGUCUUGGCAGCGGUACGAGGCGGCGGUGCAGUGGACGGAGGGGCGCCUCUCAGCACUCGCCACGCUCGCCCUCACCACCGCCACCCACCCGCCCUCAUCCUCCCUCGCCGCAUCCCGCACCCACCUGCUCUCCUCCCUCGCCUUCGCCCAGAAGCGAGCAGCUGAGGUGCGCACAGGAAGGGGAUGGGAUGGUGAUGAUGGCGUGAUGAGGAUGGCUGGAUUCUCGUCUCCUCCGCCAUUCCACCCUGCGUGCGUGCAGGAGGAGCAGCGGGUCACCCAGCUGCGCCAGCAGCUCAGCAACAGCCGCAUGCUCUCACAACCCUCCUCUUCCUCUUCCGCAUCCUCACCCUCCUCGCCCCUCUCCACCGCACUGCCUCCUUUCCAAUCUACCAUAGCGCAACCUGCGCCCCCAUCUCUCCUGGCCACUCCGUCAUCGACACCAGCGCUCCCCCCCUCCUCGUCGCUCGCGCCCCAACGACCGGUGCCGCGCUCGCUGUCGCAGCCGUCACGGGCGCUCUCCCACGCCUCAUGGUGCCCCACCGAGGCUGCUCACACCACUCAGCCCUUGGCCCACGACAGCACGAGCCUCGCCAGCACGCAUGCUGCCCUGAGCAUUCUCCAGCAGGUGCGUUGCGUUGCACUCCCUCACGCAUCAGAUGCCUCUGCCCAUCGCAUUGUACCUGCCCAUACCUCACAGCACCGUGCUCAUGCCAUGCUCUCUGCUCAUUUCCUCCCUUUCCUUCCCCAGGCGCCAGUGCUGGUGGAGGGAGCAGGUGGGGGCGAGUGGGCGAGGGAGUUUGUGGCGGAGUCGGUGGCCAGGGAGCUCAGCAAGCGCCGCACCGCCCAUGGCCAUGCCACGUGA
This is a messenger RNA of Closterium sp. Naga37s-1, 4368 nucleotides long. The record is from the annotation of a GenBank genome assembly. NCBI's taxonomy places the organism in Eukaryota, Viridiplantae, Streptophyta, Zygnematophyceae, Desmidiales, Closteriaceae.